Molecule: messenger RNA, 3477 nt
Organism: Bursaphelenchus xylophilus (pine wood nematode)
Lineage: Eukaryota; Metazoa; Nematoda; Chromadorea; Rhabditida; Aphelenchoididae
Source: the annotation of a GenBank genome assembly
AUGGCAUGGUCAUUCCUGUAGGUUAUUUCCCUUGCUAGAAUCUCUUUCUGCUUGGGGACCGUUCGGGUUUCGACAGUUCGGGACGACGACAACUCGGGCAAACGACACGUCGUGUCAGCGACGUUUCGGGUCAACGAUACAUUUGCUUAGGACACCAGAAAGAGACCGGUGAAGGCUCUGCGGAAACCUGGUAACUCGGCGAAGACUCGGCGGUCGGUGCUUUUAAGUGAAGGACGUUUUUCUAAUAGGUGUAAAAGUCUCCGGUUGACGUUCGUCCAUAACACCGAAUUUUAAUAAUCUCUAAGCUGUUUUAACAUGAAAGCGAAUGUGUUUUUCGUACAAUACCAUCCACAACAUCAAAAAUAAUGCCGAGUUCGCACCACAGAUCGCUGACCCGAGCUGUCCCUGACCGGCACCGUCGUAGUGAUUAAAUUACACUUUGAUGUACUAUUAUAAUAACAGCAUUAUCUUUUAUCCAAACAAGUAAGUCUCAGCCCUAGCCUUGCCAAUUAUUGGAGAUAAAGCAACUAUAAUACUUGGGAAGGAGUGCAAUUGUCGGUCGGUCUUCCUUCUGAUUCAUUUCCAUAUAUUCUACAUAUCUUGGGUAGUCGCUCGCCGUCUAAUCUGCAUUCGCGACAUUGUAGAGGCGCCUUCUGGCGUCUGAACUAGGAUCCAAUUAGUUUUCUAUUAUCUGAAAAGCACGUCAUCGUCAUCGACCGCACUGCCUGGGGGUUCUAUUCUGAUAUCCGAAUGACAUUUGCCUUCCUUUUGCAGUAUGGCAUGGCAGUUCGCACUUAUAAUCAGCCAGUCGAUCAAUGCGGGAGUGCAAGCGGAGAAAAUCCCCAUCCAAAACGCCGAAAACCAAGACCUGUUGUUGCUGUUGGCACGGACUGUUCAGCUAGGACCCGGCCCUGGCCAGGAACAACGGUACACCACUUCGUCGCGACAGGAACAACCCGCCCGGCGUGUCUCCGACCUCCUCUCGUCCACAAAUCCUCAACUCUGUCUCGGCCUGGAGGACGUUUUCAUCGCCUUAUUUUUGGUACGUUCAACCGCACUUACUGCUUGAAGUAUAUACGAAAUUAUUAAUAGCGUUUUACUUCCAACACUUUCUUGGCUGUUUUGACAUUGCAUUGUUAUCAAAUAUUAUGUUUUGUAUUGGGACUAGCGUCACCGGGAAUUAUGAUGACGUUAAUGUUUGGCCGGACCUUUAUUUCAUGUUAUGGCGUUUAUCCUUUUAACGUUCCAUCCCAAAACUUUUCGGGGAUGCCAUUUGUACAUUAAAAAUUGUAGAAGCAAGGAUUCUUUCUAUCAGUAACAACGCAAAGCAAAGAAGGAUAACAAUAAAAGCAUGAUUUCAGAUAAUUCUAAUUUUGAUGACUAUCUUUGGUAACAUCCUCGUUGUUCUUUCGGUGUUUCUCUACAAAAGAAUGCGAACUUUUACAAAUAUUUUACUGACUUCUUUGGCCACUGCAGGUAAGAAAAUAAAAAAAAAUAUAAAGGUUAAAUCCUCCAGAUCUACUGGUCGGCUUGGUAGUGAUGCCUCUAGCCCUAGUUGAUCUUCUCUACGAUCAUCAUUGGCAAUUUGGAAGAUUUCUAUGUUCGGUUUGGGCGACAACAGACGUAUUGUUAUGCACGGCAUCUAUCUUGAACCUCUGUGUGAUUUCAUUAGACAGGUACAUGGCUAUCACAUCACCAUUAAAGUACCCGCGAACACGGUAAGUGAAUUUUUAGAGGAGAAAAUGUUUGUAACGACCUUUAAUCUUUCACACAUAAGCUUUAUUAAUACUGUGGUUAAUUAAAACUCAUUCAGAAGUCGCCUGAUGGCGAUCGUCCUUCUGAGUUCUGUAUGGUUCAUCUCCGUGGUUGUUUGCUCUCCCCCUUGGAUUAUUCCCAGUUGGGGAAUCUUCAAUCAGCGGACCAUAACUGACACCAAUGCCUUUGUCUGCGGGUAUCCAGUCUCCAUUCCCUAUCGAAUUUACAGUGCUUUGUGUAGUUUCUAUAUUCCAUUAUUGGUAAGUCCACCUCCAGACAUGUAACGCACUCAAUUAUUCUUCAGAUCAUGCUCUCCGUGUAUUUUAAAAUAUUCCGAGUUGCGUCGGAACGAGAAAAACUUAUGCGGCAGAACCUGGGGACCUGUCGAUUAAGUCGCCGUGUCGAUAAGCACAGGAGAAGACAACAACUACUACAAGCGAACAACCAUAACAGGUAUUAUUUACUGCAUAAACGUUAUGAACAUCGACUCACCCACAUAUAGAUUCAGAUGUGCCAGUGCCCCCACAAACCGAGCGAGAGAUCAGUGGUCGGAAAGUGGAACAAACUCUCCCAGACUCAAUCAUUCCCUCCAUCUCGAAAAAAAGUAAAUUCUUCAUGUUCUCCUUCCACGUCCUCUCUUCUCACAGUAGGAUGUACCCUAAGGCUAUAAUUAGGCAGUUGAUAUAUUAAUGUCAUGAAUUCUGCAUCUGCUUGAUGGCUGUAUCCUCCCCCACUCAAACAGUUCUGUCGCUUGAAUUGCCCGUUUUCUUUUUUAUUCUGCUGAUUACAUAUUCAGCGACGUUCUUAGUAUAUUAAGUAUAUUACUCAUUCAAUGAAAGAAUACGUUUUAGCGAUAUCGAGAAAAAACGCCCGACCAAUCUGCCAACAGUCAUAGACCUGAGUGAGGACACGGACUCCCAGUCGCCAACGUGUCAAAGGACACUGGAAACUCCAAAUAACAACAAUGACAAUCGGGAAAGCAAAUCUCUACUAAAUCUUAACGAAACCGCAAUGGUAAUUAUUUCUCAAUUGUAAAUGAACUAAAACAUUUUUAGACACCACCCAAGCGGAAAACAACAGAAGUUGCAUUAGUGGAAAACAACAGCCAUCAAACGACACUGAAUAAUAACAAUAACAACACUGCUAAUAAUAGUUCCAAUGAUCUCCAACCAACGAAUCUUGUCGCAAAAGCUCAAAAACACUAUAAUACCCAUGGUCCGGGUAAGGCAAUCCGAGGAUCAAAGGAGAAGAUAGUGUACAUGAGGGAGAGAAAAGCUCUCAAAACCAUCGGCAUCGUUGUUUUAGGUAAGCGUUUCUGGUGUUCUUAAUUCUUCGUUAAUAAAAUCAGAUCUGUAAACACUGCCUUCAGGUUUCAUAAUUUGUUGGAUGCCGUUCUUUGUGAUCUAUUUGGCUGAAGUCUUCAUCCAGCAUGUACAUACAACAUAUUCAUUCAAAAUUCUCAGCGAAUUUUUUCUUUGGCUUGGUUAUUCAAACUCUGUAAGUUUUUUAAACUUUAAAAUAGCUUUUUUAAUGUUUCUCUCAUAAUUUCCAGCCCUUAGCGCAUUGUUUCGUAUUUUUAAGGUACUCAACCCAAUCAUCUACACCAUGUACAACGGAGACUUCCGUCGAUGUUUUCGUGACCUCCUCGGUUUUGGGUGUGUUCAAACUCAUCGACGGACAAUGAGUGUCAAAAAACUACAUCAACAGAGUACUGUGUUCUAA